This is a messenger RNA of Triticum turgidum subsp. durum (durum wheat), 567 nucleotides long. The record is from the annotation of a GenBank genome assembly. NCBI's taxonomy places the organism in Eukaryota, Viridiplantae, Streptophyta, Magnoliopsida, Poales, Poaceae.
AUGCCAGUUCUGCAGGAUGGUGACUUCUACGUCUGGGUCACUUUGGCAGGAUGUGGUCGUUCUUGGAUAAACGAUGACCCACAAUCUUAUGAGAAUGAAAUGGCAUUUGAAUCGCAUGCUAUUUGCAAGUACACAUGCCGCAAGAACAAACCGGAGCUGUUGAAGGAGGGCAACCUCAAGGAAUCAGCAAUGGUAGAUGUGUGGCUCGAGGUGGAGGCCCAUCAGUACACGGCCACACUGGAGCCCAUUAUCCUUGAGUGCCUCGUCCGUCCUAUGUUCGGGCGAGCCACUGACCAGAAAACUGUCGAGGAUAACCUUGUGAAACUGAAGAAGGUGCUGGAGGUGUACGAGGCGCGCCUGACCAAGUGCAAGUACCUGGCUGGAGACUUCCUCAGCCUCGCGGACCUUAACCAUGUGUCUGCUACCGCAUGCCUGGCGGCUACACCCUACGCUUCUUUGUUCGACGCGUAUCCGCAUGUGAAAGCUUGGUGGUCUGGUCUGAUGGCGAGGCCAUCCGUCCAGAUGAUCGCUGCACUGAAGAAGCCGUAUUUUCAUAAUAGUGUCUAG